Messenger RNA from Acinonyx jubatus (cheetah), 1878 nucleotides. RefSeq names its product SH2 domain containing 2A (gene SH2D2A). The coding region runs from base 124 to 1377 and encodes 417 amino acids. Lineage: Eukaryota; Metazoa; Chordata; Mammalia; Carnivora; Felidae. The record is from RefSeq and is a predicted model, not a curated record. The transcript has 9 exons. Gene Ontology annotation, cellular component: cytoplasm.
UGGGUGAGGCGACAUUUCCUGCCGUCGGGGGCCGGGUGACGGAGAUGAGUUGCUGAGUGUGCACAUCUCCGGGGAGCACAUACACAUCCCGUGCUCCGGGGGCUCCCUUCUCAGGCUGCCCCCAUGGAGCCCCCUCUGGCCCAGAUAUGCCCCCAAGGAAGUCGCGAAGCCCCUGCUGCUGCCUUCAACACCUUCCAGAGGGUGGAAUUGCCCCGCAGGAGCCGCUGCGGCCUGAGCGUGUCUCAGGGGCCCGGGCUCCGGGCCCCGAAGGCUGAGGAGGCCCAGCCCAGCCCCAGGGUCCCCGCUGUCUGUGCCGUGGCCUGUCCUCAACCCCCAGGGCCUGCCUCCAGCCCAGACACUGAGAAGGCUGAAGAGCUGCCUGGGGAAGGCGGCCAGUCCCUGCAGGCCGAGACCCGGGCUUGGUUCCAGAAGACCCAGGCCCACUGGCUCCUGCAGCGCGGGGCAGCCCCCCCCUGGUUCCAUGGCUUCAUCACCCGGAGGGAGGCCGAGAGGCUGCUGGAGCCCAAGCCUGAGGGAUGCUACUUGGUGCGGUUCAGCGAGAGCGCCGUGACCUUUGUGCUGACUUACAGGAGCCGGACUUGCUGCCGCCACUUCCUGCUGUCCCAGCUCGGGGACGGGCGCCACGUGGUGCUGGGCGAGGACAGCGCCCACGCACGGCUGCCGGACCUGCUGCGGCACUACACCGUGUGCCCGCUCAGCCCCUACGGGGAGACGCUCAGCGAACCCCUGGCCCGCCAGCAGACUCCUGAGCCUGCAGGACUCUCCCUAAGCCUUGAAAUGUCAGACUCGGGAACAAAACUCCACCCUCAGUACAGCACCAUCCUCAAAAAGUCGCUGAACGCAGGCCCCACGCAGAAGGAGGGCGCCGGGGAGCGGAAGGAGCCUCCCCAGCCGCCCAGGCCCAAGCCUCCCGUGCCCGCCAAGCCCCAGCUGCCCCCCGAAGUCUACACAAGCCCGGCUCCAAGGCCCCGCCCGGCCCCGCCCCCCAAGCCCUCCAACCGCAUCUACCACGAGCCUGACGAACCCAUCGCUUUCUACGCCAUGGGCCGGGGGAGCCCCGGGGAGGCCCCCGGCAACGUCUAUGCCGAGGUGGAGGUGCAGCUGGCGCCGGGGGCUGGGGGCCCGCCCUGCGCCCUCGCGCACCCUGCCCUGCGGAAGUGCAGCUCCAGGCCUGUUCCCCGAAACCAGAAUGCAGCCGGCCAGCAACUGCAUUCUGAGAACUCUGUGACCGGACAAGGCCCUUUCGUGCCCCACCAGACCCUGCCCCGCUGGGGGCACACCCUCCCCUACAAGCUUUCUAGACAGAAGAUGGAGGACAGAAGCCAGGCGUUGCUUCCCCUGGGGCCUCCUCAGUAGCCCGGAGAUGUCAGAGAUUUCCUCAGAUGGGAAACCUGGCUACUUCUGAGACUUCCACUGCAUGGGGGCCUGGGUGCCGGCUCCCUCCCCCAAAUCGCAGCUUAGCCGUGUUCCCUGGACAGGUCUGCCCCCCUCCGCCCUGCAGAGAAGCCUGGAGUUCAGAGGAGCAGGUGGCGAAGUCCCUUCCUCAUAGGGGCACACCCACUGGUUCCCUCCCCAGAGUCCCUGAGAAUCCGGUGGCUCAGUGAUCUCCGUGAUCGGUGGUCCUCUGCGGAAGUGGGCGAGGCCGCUGGGCAAGGGCGGCCGCUGCCGCCCGCUGCCUCCCGCUGCCUGGCUUCUCCUGGAGUCUGAUUUCCUUGGCCCUCUGAGCCUUUGAGGUCUGGGCCCUGGUCCAAUGCUGCUGUUGUCUGAGGAGUGGUUUGGCGAGAACAGAUGUUAGAACUUGUUUGUUGAUUCUUGUCUGGCUAAUAAAUCAUCGCCAACCACCUCUCCCCACAGGGA